AACAUGGAACCCAGAAACCAAACCGAUGUUUUAGAAUUCCUUCUCAUGAGACUGACAGAGGAUCCAGAACUGAGGACCAUCUUCUUCAACCUGUUCCUGUCCAUGUACCUGGUCACUGUCCUGGGAAACCUGCUUAUCAUCCUGGCUGUCAUCUCUGACUCCCACCUCCACACACCCAUGUACUUCUUUCUCUCCAAUCUGUCCUUUACUGACAUCUGUUUAAGCACAUCCGUGAUCCCAAAGAUGCUGGUGAACCUCCAAGCACAGAAUCCGAGUAUCACUUAUACUGGAUGUCUCAUCCAGAUCUGCUUUGCCCUGAUUUUUGUUACUUUGGAAAAUUUUCUCCUUGGAGUCAUGGCCUAUGACCGCUAUGUGGCCAUUUGUCACCCACUGAGAUACACAAUCAUCAUGAAUCCCCACCUCUGUGUCAUGCUGAUUCUCCUCUCGAUAUCCAUUAGUAUUGGGGAUGCCCUGCUCCACAGUCUGAUGGUGCUGCGAUUGUCCUUCUGCACAGAUCUGGAAAUCCCCCUCUUCUUCUGUGAAGUUGUUCAGGUCAUCAAACUUGCGUAUUCUGAUACCCUCAUCAAUAACAUACUGAUAUAUUUUGCAGUUAGCAUAUUAGGUGGCAUUCCUCUUUCAGGAAUCAUUUUCUCUUAUAGUCAACUAUUCUCCUCUGUUUUGAGAGAGUUAUCAGUCGGUGGAAAGUACAAAGCUUUUUCUACCUGUGGGUCUCACCUCUCAGUUGUUUCCUUAUUCUAUGGGACAGGUUUUGGACUGUACAUUUGUUCUGCAAUUUCUGAGUCCUCCAGGAAGGCUGCAGUAACUUCAUUGAUGUACACUGUGGUCACUCCCAUGAUGAACCCCUUCAUCUAUAGCCUGAGGAACAGAGAUAUAAAAGGAGCUUUGAGGAAACUCAUUGGUAGGGUACCUUCUUUUCUGUGA
This is a messenger RNA of Hippopotamus amphibius kiboko, 942 nucleotides long. RefSeq names its product olfactory receptor 7G2-like. The coding region runs from base 4 to 942 and encodes 312 amino acids. Gene Ontology annotation, cellular component: membrane. The record is from RefSeq and is a predicted model, not a curated record. The transcript has a single exon. Gene Ontology annotation, biological process: G protein-coupled receptor signaling pathway. Gene Ontology annotation, molecular function: olfactory receptor activity; G protein-coupled receptor activity. Lineage: Eukaryota; Metazoa; Chordata; Mammalia; Artiodactyla; Hippopotamidae.